AUGGCCAUUCUCCUUCGCGAUACGGCCUUUGGUCGGACCCUGAGGCUGCUCACCAGCGAGCCAACUGGCCUCAAUCAUCAUCGCGCGGCCGUAGAUGCCGACAUUCACCCGUCCAAGGAUGAGCUUGUGCCGGAAGAAGCAGUCUAUCUGGUGAACUGGACCGGUCCUACAGACGAGGACAAUCCCCGGAACUGGCCAUCGUGGGUCAAGGUGCUGGUGCUGUGCAAUGUGUUGAUAGUCAACCUCAGUUUCUACACGGCGCCGGGAAUCUACUCAGCCAGCAUUAACUCGAUCCAGGAAUCCUUAGGUGCCUCUUAUGAGGUAGCCAUGCUUGGCCUCUCAUUGUUUGUCAUUGCGUAUGGCGUAGGCCCGCUGAUUUUCUCCAUGUCCAGUUAUCGCCCAUUUCGAAUCUCCCGGCCAUCGGUCGCACCCCGGGUCUACAUGUUUGGCUCACUGGCCUUCUGCCUAUUGAGCAUCGGAGCUGCGUUGGCGAAGAACAUACAGACAAUUAUCAUUCUGCGUGUUCUGAGUGGCCUAGUCGGAGCCUCUCCCACCUGUAUCGGAGGGACCACCAUCGCUGAGGUGUUUGGACCACGUGAAGUGCCCUACGCGUUGGCAACGUAUGUCCUGAGCGGGGUGUGUGGCCCGUCUUUCGGCCCACUACUGGGAACCGCCAUGGUGGAAGUCUCUGUGCCUUUUUCUACCUUUUAUUUCUUCUCGCCCGGAUCGCUAAUUAGACCCAUCAGCGACCGCUGGGGUUCGUGGUCUGCAGCACUCUGGCUGAUCGCUGGAAUCGCCGCCAUGUCGACGGUCUUUAUGUUCUUCCUCCUCCCAGAAACGCUGGCCGCUAACAUCCUCUAUCGUCGUGCCGCUCAUCUGCGCCAGGUAACCGGGGAUAAGAGGUACCGCAGCCCGAGUGAGAUGGAACCCAUGAAAAAUAACCUGUUCGGGGCCAUGUUCGAGCAGAUUGCCGUUGAUGUCCGACUCUCCUUUAUUGACCCUGUGAUUCUGUUCAUAAAUAUUCACACAAUGUUCAUCUAUGGGAUUUUGUAUCUCUGGUAUGAGUUCUUCCCUUACGUCUUCCAGGGAAUCUACGGUUUCACGGGAAUAGAACAAAGCUGUAGGUUCUUCUUUCCAAGUUUGCCUCGCCUUCCGAUUCUUUGGCUCACUGAACUGACCAACUCUCUAAUGGCUUUCUUUGGCAUUUUUGUCGGCGCUGUCAUCUCCGUCAGCUCUUACAUGAUCUGGAUCCAUUUCUAUUUCCAGCCCCAUGUGGCCCGAAAGGAGGCAAACAACGAAGUCGUCGAACCCGAAGAGCAAAUCUUGCCAGGUGCGGUGGGAGCCAUUUGCAUCCCGAUUUGCCUCUUCACAUUCGGCUGGACCUCCCGUAAAGAUAUCCCCUGGAUCCUUCCUAUUAUCGGUACCGCCUUCUUUGCCCCGAGAUUCCAUCUCACGUUCCAGACCGUGCUCAACUAUCUGGGUCAAUCAUACCCGAUCCAUCUCGCCGGCGUCUUUGCCGGCAACGCUUUCUUCCGCAGCGCAUUUGGCGGAGCGUUACCGAUGGCCGCCCGACGCAUGCUGCAGUCGCUCGGCAUCGGAUGGGCAUGUAGUGUGCUGGGCUUCAUUAGUCUCGCCAUGAUCCCGCCCCUCUUUAUCCUAUACCGGUACGGUAAGGAAUGGCGUUCGUCGAGUAAAUAUGCAAGUAAGUAA
Messenger RNA from Penicillium concentricum, 1710 nucleotides. RefSeq names its product caffeine resistance protein. Gene Ontology annotation, biological process: xenobiotic detoxification by transmembrane export across the plasma membrane. Gene Ontology annotation, molecular function: fluconazole transmembrane transporter activity. The transcript has 6 exons. The coding region runs from base 1 to 1710 and encodes 569 amino acids. Lineage: Eukaryota; Fungi; Ascomycota; Eurotiomycetes; Eurotiales; Aspergillaceae. The record is from RefSeq and is a predicted model, not a curated record.